Cercospora beticola is the source of this 3068-nucleotide messenger RNA. RefSeq names its product C2H2-type zinc finger protein. Lineage: Eukaryota; Fungi; Ascomycota; Dothideomycetes; Mycosphaerellales; Mycosphaerellaceae. The record is from RefSeq and is a predicted model, not a curated record.
AGAAUUGCGGCACGUCCCGCGCGUGGACUUCAGGCAGCAGCGCAACGCAGACGCCAGGCCGUGGUGGUAUGUGAGCAGCGUGCACUCCUCCGCCGACCCUCACCACGCAAUCGUCCGGUUCGUGUCUGAAAACCGGGCCAUUGAAUAUUCUCCCUCGCUCUCGCCAGCGUUCGCAACACCACUCCCUCACGACAAUCCGCCGCCCGCCGAUACCAACUGCUCUUGGCAGACGACGACAGCCCAGCGCCCUCCCCUCCCAAUCCUGCUGCGCCGCCCUGUCUCGAGCGCUCGCCGUGCGCACAUCAACAGUAUACUCGCGCUGCUACACACAGACGUGCUGGGCGGGCGUGUCAGAUCACGAUAGCGGGGGACGCGCCUCUCUCAGACCAUCGAGGCCGCCCUCUAGCUCGCCCUCCCGGAGCUGCGUCUGCUCUGCAGUAUACUGCACGGCAGCGGCCAUACGUCGCCGCCCUUGACGAGUCAUCCCGGCCUGUACAUAUCCUCGAAUCACUGCGACCGCCGCCAACAUGUCGGCCGCCACGAACCCGCGCCGCCGUCCUGCCAGGGCCACCGACCCUUCUACCUCUCUGGCCGACUCGUUUCAGAACAUGUCCAUCCGAAAAGGUGACACCUUCCACCCCAACAGCAACACAAGCAAGAGCGCUUUUUGGGACCCGCUAGAGUCGAGAUUGAGCACCCCGGCCAUGCCCAUGCGCUCCUCAACCUCUCCCAAGUCUCUUGAGGAUCUCUUGAUCGGCGCCGGCGAGCGUCGUGUCACUCAGCUGCUUCACCGUGUCGACGAAGCUGUGGCUGCCCAGUCCACUGUCGCCCUAGGCAAUGUCCUGAGUGAGCCCGAAGUGCUGCCCGUUCCCACGCUGGUAGCGGACCAGCCCACGGGGCAGCGAUCGGCUCCGACAAAUCGAACACGACACCACAGCCAUUCGUCUGAUAGUGGCAUUGGCUCCUCCAUCGCAGAUUCCACGGAAUCAAUAGCGACCGCCAAGAAUUCAUCCCGCAUCGCUACUGGAGCGCCCUCUUCUCCUGGCUCACAGUCGUUCUCUAGCAUAUCGGAAGCUGCUGAUGAGGAACGCUGCUUGAGCAAAUACGCGGGCGAGCAAAUCCACAAGCACAUCGUGCAGCCUAUCCUCAAGGAGCCCGCGCUUUCGGAUUUCCACGAACUCAUCAAGAGUGUUCCCACCAGAAUUGGCGACAAAGAAAUCAAGAACCUCCGCGACCUCGAGAAAACCCUCAUCUUCCUCGCACCGGAUUAUUCGGUUUCUCCUUCGAAAUAUCUGCAGUUUUGCGAGCGAACGAUUCGCGUCCUCCACACCACGGUUACGACCCUUCACGAGUCCGACCAGCGAGCACCGACCGAUCGACCGUACACGCAGGGUUACUUCUUCGAUUUGGUUGAGCAGAUUCGGCGCUACGCCACGAUCCUGGCAGCUACCAGAGAACAGCAAGCCAAGCAGGAGAAGUCCGAUACGAUGGAUGUGACCAAGGACUCUACUGUCUCACUCCAUGGCGGUUUGAGUCAGAAUGGCAAGCCGGCACAGCUUGUGCAUACCACACCCGAGGGCAAAGUGAUUUCUCUUGCGACUGGAGAAGAGAUCUCUGAGGAGGAAUUAGCAUCAGGAAACAUGAAGCGCGCGGCGAUCGACGUGGAUGAGGAAGAUGCUCUACGCUCUAUGGCUCGCCGCAAGAAGAAUGCGAAGCCUGAGAUUCACACUUGCGAGCUCUGCAACAAAGAGUUUAAGCGCCCGUGUGAUCUGACCAAGCACGUGAAAACGCACGAACGACCCUGGAAAUGUUCCGAGCAAGAUUGCAAGUACCACGAAUUUGGCUGGCCAACGGAGAAAGAACGCGAUCGCCACGUGAACGACAAGCACUCGGCGGCGCCUUCACUGUACCACUGCAUGUUCAAGCCUUGCCCAUACACCUCGAAGCGUGAAUCCAACUGCAAGCAGCACAUGGAGAAAGCACACGGCUGGGACUACGUCCGCUCGAAGAGCAAUGGAAAGGGCAAGAGCUCGAAAGUCGUUCGACUGCCACACGGCUCUGUUCCACCAUCGCCGGCAUCUACGAUGCUCACUCCACUUACACCAAUCGCGCCAUCUCCAUCUUCUCACACGUACAGCGAAACGUCCCGGCGCUCAUCAAUGGCGCCGCCUCCUGUGGCUGGCCCUAGCAACUACAACACUCCUGCCUAUGGCAACACACCAGCAUCCGAGUUCCUGGGCCACUUCAACAUGAACUACACCGGCGAGUUCGACUUCAAUGACAUGGCAAACUUUCCGACGUCUGCUUUCCCUAUCACACCAGCGAUGAGCGACGAUCGUCGGACCUCUGCCAGUGUUUCCAGCAAUGCACACUACGAGCACAGCACCUUUGGGGAAACGUCGCCAGCUCAUUUCAUGUUCACCGACAACGACUUCGCCUUUCCUGACAAUUGGCAGGCCUUUACUCCAGAUUCGAGCAUCGCCGGACCGGGUUCUUCGGCCACACACAUCUCGCCUGCUGCACAAAUGGAGCAGACCUUCACCGAAGACGCAUUCAUGGAGGAUAAUUACGGAGACUUUUCGGCUGGAACAACAGGAGACUUCACUCUCUUCAGCAAUUCCGCCCCAGUAGCGACGACUGGUGACAUGUUCCCUAACAUGACAACCAGCAGCUGGGGUAAUGUUCCCGCAAACUUCGAGCAGCAAUUCCACGGACCUCCGGCUCUUCCGAACGGUGGCACCAAUGCUGCCCUGGCUGAGCUCUUUCCGGAGCUUACCGAAGACCAUUCGAAGUCCACUUAUUGAAGGCCCACGACUUUGAGCUUGACGUGGCCAGACCUUCAAGUCAGCUAGGUUGCGGUCGCCAUUUUCAUGGCAUGAUGCAUUGAUACGAUACGACUUUUAUGUGAUACUAUGAACGGUACGGUAGAAGGUGCUCGGCAUCUCCUGGACCUUGGGCGGUGAAUUGUGGCGUAGCGUUGGGAGGAAAUCGACACGACUCUUCUUCACACCAGAUUGAACGAGAGGUUACGUUACUGGUCUGCGCUAGAUACUGAAAACCAAUCAGAC